CCGGUACUUCCCUCUGUUCUUCCUGCCAUUAAAGGAACUCAGUGCAUCGGUCAAGUCUCUGCUCCUCUCGCUUCUUCCCGCCCCUCAUCCUUUGCCAGUCAAGGCCAGGCGCCGGUCAGAAGGCUGUAGAACCUCGCACACAGGAUGCAUGAUUGACAUCCAGUAGUGGGUUCUCCGGCUGAGGAGCUGUGGAAGCAGAGCCUGGAAUUUGGCAGGGCUGGAACAGAAGCGAUUCAUGAGCUUCCAAGUCCCUAUAACCCCGAAAGACUGUUGGUCAGCUGCCGCAGUGUGACCAGCGACAUCGGCGUCCAACAGUGACUCAGACGGCACUCCCCACUCAAAACUAAAAGUGGGAAGAGAUCGAGUCAGCUUUCGGUAUUACAGAAUGGCAGCCACUGAGACCGACCCUAAGGCUGUCUUGGUACUUCCUGUUUCUCACGCUCUAGAUUUUAACCUCUGGGGCUGUUUGUGUGCAUGCCCCCUCCGCCAAUGAAAGCAAGGUUCACCAGCCACUCUCAGCCAAGAAGUAGUUAACAAGUAUAUUCCUGUAGACGCGUUGGUUUGCACCUGAGAAAGUCCCAGGAGAAAAAGUCAAGAUUUGCCCCACCACCACCCCUUAAACAUCUGGAGGGGACCCUUAUUUCCAUAAAUUUGACUCUGAUGAAGUACGGGUCAUAAUUUAGCAAAUCUGCUUGUUGCCUUUUUUAAAAGAACGCCAGAGGCUGCAGCCUGAGAAUUAAGAGCCAGGCAGAGUUAACAGGGAAGCCAUGGAAGCAGCUGAAAAAGAGAAAAUCAGUGUUGAAGAUGAAGCUGUGGAUAAAACCAUUUUCAGAGACUGUAGUGAAAUUGCUUUCUACAGGAGACAGAAGCAGCAGCUCUCCAAGAAUACCACCUACCAGGCAUUGUUAGAUUCAGUCACAACAGAACAGGACAGCACCAGGUUCCAAAUUAUCAAUGAAGCAAAUAAGAUUCCUCUCCUGGUUGAAGUUUAUGGUAUAGAGAAAAACAUUUUCAGACUUAAAAUCAAUGAAGAAACUCCACUGAAACCAAGGUAUGAAGUUCCUGAUGUCAUCACCAGCAAGCUAAGAACAGUAAGGCUGGACUCAUGCUCAGGGGAUGCCAGCAGCCUGAUACUGACAGAUGGCAAGGGAGAUCUGAAGUGUCAUAUCUCAGCAAACCCAUUCAAGAUAGACUUGGUGUCUGAGAACGAGCCUGUGAUCAGCAUCAACUCCCUGGGCCAGUUGUUCUUUGAGCACCUACAGAUUCCUCACAAGCAAAGCAGAGCUACCAAAGGGAACCAGGGGAAUGCGCCAGCUGACACCUCUCAGGAAAAUCAAGAAGACCUAGGCCUGUGGGAAGAGAAAUUUGGAAAAUUUGUGGAUGUCAAAGCUAAUGGUCCUUCCUCUAUUGGUUUGGAUUUCUCCUUUCAUGGAUUUGAACAUCUCUAUGGUAUCCCUCAACAUGCAGAAUCACACCAACUUAAAAAUACUAGGGAUGGAGAUGCAUACCGCCUUUAUAACCUAGAUGUCUAUGGAUAUCAAAUACAUGACAAAAUGGGCAUUUAUGGUUCGGUGCCUUAUCUCCUGGCCCACAAACAGGGCAAGACUGUAGCCAUUUUCUGGCUAAAUGCCUCAGAAACACUAGUGGAGAUCAACACAGAGCCAGCGGUUGAGUACACACUGACCCAGACGAGUCCAGCAGCUGCCAAACAAAAGGUCAGGUGUCGAACUGAUGUGCGCUGGAUGUCAGAGAGUGGAAUCAUUGAUGUAUUUCUGCUGACAGGACCUACACCUUCUGACAUCUUCAAGCAGUACUCGUCCCUCACAGGCACACAAGCCAUGCCCCCUCUCUUUUCCCUGGGUUACCAUCAGUGCCGCUGGAACUAUGAAGAUGAGGAGGAUGUGAAGGCAGUGGAUGCAGGUUUUGAUGAGCAUGACAUUCCAUAUGAUGUCAUGUGGCUGGACAUAGAGCACACCGAGGACAAGAAAUACUUCACCUGGGACAAAAAGAGAUUCGCCGACCCCAGAAGGAUGCAAGAGCUACUCAGGAGCAAAAAACGCAAGCUUGUGGUUAUCAGUGACCCCCAUAUCAAGGUGGAUCCUGACUACUCAGUGUAUGCUAAAGCCAAAGAACAGGGGUUCUUUGUGAAGAAUCCAGAAGGUGGUGACUUCGAAGGAAUAUGUUGGCCUGGUCUCUCAUCUUACCUGGACUUCACCAAUCCCAAGGUCAGAGAGUGGUAUUCCAGCCUUUUUGCUUUUCCUGUUUAUGAGGGAUCUACGGACAUCCUCUUCAUAUGGAAUGACAUGAAUGAGCCCUCAGUCUUCAGAGGGCCAGAGCUGACCAUGCAAAAGAGUGCUAUUCAUUAUGGCAACUGGGAACACAGGGAACUUCACAACAUCUAUGGAUUUUAUCAGCAAAUGGCUACUGCAGAAGGAUUGAUACAGCGAUCUAAAGGGGAGGAGAGACCCUUUGUUCUUUCACGUUCUUUCUUUGCUGGAUCACAAAAGUAUGGUGCAGUAUGGACAGGAGAUAACACAGCAGAAUGGAACUACCUGAAAAUUUCCAUCCCGAUGUUACUCACCCUCAGUGUCUCAGGGAUCUCUUUCUGUGGAGCUGACGUGGGUGGCUUCAUUGGCAAUCCUGAGGCAGAGCUGCUGGUGCGUUGGUACCAGGCUGGAGCUUACCAGCCCUUCUUCCGUGGCCAUGCUACCAUGAACACCAAGCGUCGAGAACCCUGGCUGUUUGGGGAAGAAUACACCCGGCUGAUCCGGGAAGCCAUCAGAGAGCGAUACACCCUCCUACCCUAUCUGUAUUCUCUGUUUUACCAUGUGCACAUGUCUUCUGAACCUGUCAUGAGGCCUCUGUGGGUCGAGUUCCCUGAUGACAUAGAGACUUUCGGUGUGGAUGAUGAAUACAUGCUGGGAAGUGCUUUGUUGGUUCAUCCAGUCACAGAGCCACAGACCGCCAUGGUUGACGUAUUCUUGCCAGGGUCAAAUGAGGUCUGGUAUGACUCUAAGACAUUUGCACAGUGGAAUGGAGGAUGUACUGUGAAGAUUCCAGUAACCUUGGAUACUAUACCUGUGUUCCAACGAGGCGGAAGUGUGCUACCAAUAAAGACCAGUGUGGGAAAAUCCACAGGCUGGAUGGCUGACUCCCCAUAUGGACUCCGGCUUGCUUUAAGCAGCCAGGAUUUGGCUGUGGGGGAGCUGUACCUUGAUGAUGGCCAUUCCUUCCAGUACCUCCACCAGGACCGGUUCUUACACCGCAGGUUUUCAUUCUGUUCCGGUGUUCUGAUCAACAGGUGUGCUGAUGAGAAGGGUCGUUAUCCCAGCAAGUGCAUAGUGGAGCAGAUCUUGGUCUUAGGCCUUAGGAAGAAGCCAUCUUCUGUAACUACCCACUUACCUGAUGGUAAGGUUCAGCCUGAAGCUUUUACAUACUCCACCAAAACAUGUGCCCUGAGUCUGGAGAAGCUUUCCCUCAGCAUUGCUGAUGACUGGGAGGUCCAUAUCAGAUGAUGAGCAGGGGCACUGGUGAUGAGUGUGUAAGCCUCCGGACCACCCAACCUCCUAGCCUUCUGUGAGAUCUGUGCUGCCAUCCAGAUUGCUUCCCUGGAAAAAAUUAUAUAUUGCUUAUCUCUAACAUACUGAUGACCAGUAGAUUUCAGAUUUGAAGAUUUCAGGUGCAGUGGCCCACUCCAGCAAUCACAGCACUCGGGAAGCUAAGGCAGAAGGAUCAUAAG
This is a messenger RNA of Phodopus roborovskii (desert hamster), 3739 nucleotides long. It is a transcript of the gene Ganc, whose product is annotated as glucosidase alpha, neutral C. Gene Ontology annotation, biological process: carbohydrate metabolic process; N-glycan processing. The record is from RefSeq and is a predicted model, not a curated record. NCBI's taxonomy places the organism in Eukaryota, Metazoa, Chordata, Mammalia, Rodentia, Cricetidae. Gene Ontology annotation, molecular function: carbohydrate binding; alpha-1,4-glucosidase activity. The coding region runs from base 768 to 3515 and encodes 915 amino acids. The transcript has 24 exons.